This is a messenger RNA of Gadus chalcogrammus (walleye pollock), 4786 nucleotides long. RefSeq lists its product as uncharacterized. Gene Ontology annotation, cellular component: bicellular tight junction; apical plasma membrane; cytoplasmic vesicle. The transcript is spliced from 18 exons. Bases 165 to 3521 code for a protein of 1118 amino acids. Gene Ontology annotation, biological process: bicellular tight junction assembly. Lineage: Eukaryota; Metazoa; Chordata; Actinopteri; Gadiformes; Gadidae. The record is from RefSeq and is a predicted model, not a curated record.
CUGUGCGCGGUUUCGCCUCUGAAAUGAGGGAACGACAGGGAGGACAACCAAGGAAAUAAGGUGACUCCAGAAAAAACUAUUUUCAUGCAAGGUUUGCAAUCUGAUCUGCAAGCCCAUGUAAGUCGUGUUGAGUGACGUAUGAAAGAGGGCCCUUCAUCUUCCUCAUGUCACAUGGUGCAGCCUUCCAACGCCGCGCUGAGCCAGCUCGCCAGCCGCACCGGUAUGACUCCGUCCCCCGAGACACCCUGCCCCGCUACUACGACCCCGGACCCCUGAGGGACCGCCAGACGCCCCCGCCACUAGCCGCCAGCGCCGACCCCCUCCCCCCGCCGCCCCUGCCCCACCAGCCCGCCGUCGGCCCCGAAGGGGACCCCGGCGACGGCGAGGGCGACCUGGACCCCUCCGACCCGGCCCUGGACAUCGACCUCAAGCCCGUCCACCGCUUCGUGCCGGACUCCUGGAAGAGCUUCUUCUCCCGGGGCAGCAGCAGCGGCCGCAGCAGCAGCAAGCCCUGGCCCAUGUCCGCCCCGGCCUCCGCCCUCGCCUCGGCCCCGCCCUCCGCCCUCGCCUCGGCCCCGCCCUCCUCCGCCUCCUCCAACAACAACAACUCGAGCGAGGGCGUGCGCUGCUCGCCGCCCCACUCCCCCGUGCCCGCGUCCUACCGCGACCCGUACGGGGGCGGCGGCUCGGGGGGGGCCAGCAGCUACAACUCGCGCCGGGAGCUCCUGGACCCGCGCGGGUCCCUGUCGCAGCGCACGGGGAUGACCUACAGCGAGCGCGUGGAGGAGUACCACCAGCGCUACGCCUACAUGAAGUCCUGGGCCGGCCUGCUGCGCAUCCUGGGCUGCGUGGAGCUGCUGCUGGGCGCGGCUGUGUUCGCGUGCGUGUGCGCCUACGUGCACAAGGACAACGAGUGGUUCAACAUGUACGGCUACUCCUCGCCCGGGGGGGGCUACGGCGGCGGAGCGGGGGGGGCGUACGGGGGCUACGGCGGCUACGGCGGCGGCAGCUACUACACGGGGCCCAAGACUCCCUUUGUGCUGGUGGUGGCGGGGCUGGCCUGGCUGGUGACGGUCAUCAUGCUGGUGCUGGGGAUGACCAUGUACUACCGCACCAUCCUGCUGGACUCCCACUGGUGGCCGCUGACCGAGUUCACCAUCAACCUGGCGCUGGCCGUCCUCUACAUGACCGCAGCGAUCAUCUACGUCCGGGACACCACCCGCGGGGGCCUCUGCUCCAACCCGGUGUUCAGCAACCCCAUCAACGGGGCCUUCUGCCGGACGGAGGCGGGCCAGACGGCCGCCAUCAUCUUCCUCUUCCUCACCAUGCUGCUCUACCUGAUCGGCGCCUUGGUCUGUCUGAAGCUGUGGCGCCACGAGGCGGCGCGGCUGUACCGCGAGAAGUACGGCGUCCAGAUGCGGGCAGCUGAGGUGGUUGAUGCCCAUGCCUUGACGGUGCCCCUGUCGGCGACCAAGCCCCCGGUGCAGGUCUCUGAGAGCACCGUGGUGCCCAUCCUGGUGGGGCCACGCCAAGGGCCCCCCCAGAUCCUGCAGGGGGCCAUCCCGUCCGGACACAUCCCCAAGCCCGUCAUCAUGCCCGACUACAUUGCGAAGUACCCGACCGUCCGCGCGGACGAGGAGCGCGACCAGUACCGUGCCGUGUUCAACGACCAGUACGCAGAGUACAAGGAGCUGCACGCCGAGGUGCAGGCCGCGCUCAAGAGGUUCGACGAGAUGGACGCCAUGAUGCGCACGUUGCCCCAGCAACCCAGCAGCCAGAUGGAGUUGGAUCGCAUCAACAGAAUUCUUCAGGAUUACAAGAAGAAGAAAAAUGACCCGACGUUCCUGGAGAAGAAGGAGCGGUGCGACUACCUUAAGAACAAACUGGCCCACAUCAAGCUGAAGAUCCAGGAGUACGACAAGGUCAUGGAAUGGAACGACGGUGAACACCUGAUGACGAAGCGAGACGCGAGGAGCUCGACAAUACGAGGAAUGUCCUCCAGGCCAAACGGGAGUCCGCCUCCCUACGAAUCAGAAAAAGCAUAUCCGCCCCCCACUGUCCAGCCAGCCUACUCCUACUACCCUGAAGAUGAGUUCCAACACUUCUACCGCUGGACCUCCCCCCCAGGGAUCAUCAAGAUCAUGUCGGUCAUCGUCAUUGUUCUGUGCCUGGGCAUUUUCGCCUGCGUGGCCUCCACCCUAGCCUGGGACAGCCAGAACGCUAUGUCCGGGUUCGGCGGAGGGGGGUACGGCGCGGGGGGGUACGGCGCUGGCGGUAGCUACGGCGGUGGCACCAGCUAUGGCGGCGGCUACGGUGGCGGCAGCUUCGGUGGCGGCGGCGGCGGCUAUGGCGCGGGCAGUGGCUACGGCUACGGUGGCAUCGGCGGCGGCUACAACGACCCCCGCAAGGGCAAAGGGUUCAUGAUUGCCAUGGCGGCCAUCACCUUCAUCUUCGCGAUGGUGGUGUUCAUCAUCAUCGUCUCGCACCAGAGCCUGUGUCAGUCCAGGAGGUUCUACCUGGCGGUGGUGAUCCUGUGCGCCAUCCUGGCGUUGCUGAUGCUCAUCGCGACCAUCGUGUACCUGGUGGCGGUGAACCCCAUGGCGCAGUCGUCCAGCUCCAUGUACGCAAUGCAGAUCCAGGGGCUCUGCGCCCAGUUCCAGCAGCCGGCCACGACGGGGGUCUUUGUCAACCAGUACCUCUACCACUACUGUGUGGUCGAGCCCCAGGAGGCGAUCGCCAUUGUCUGCGGGUUCCUGGUGGUGGCGGCGCUGAUCAUCAUGCUGGUGUUCGCUCUGAAGACCCGCCAGAAGAUCCGCGGCUACGGGAAGAGCAACAUCCUGUGGAAGAAGAUUAAGGUGGUGGACGACCUGGCCCCCCCUGGGGACGUGGAGGCCUGGGUGAACAACGUGUCCGCUCUCCCAGAAGAGGAGCCCAUGUCUGAUUACCCAAUGAAGCGGGCCGGCUCGAGGGAAUACCUGGACGACUCCAGCUACUACAUCAAGCCCCCCGACUACAGCUCUGCGCCCCGGUUGGACGAGGACUUUCUUUCCAGCAACAGCGCGGCUCCGUACAGCAGGAUCUCCGAGCCGGCCAGCUCCACCGCCAAGCCCAAGAAGAGGCGCCCUCGCCGGGCACGCCAGCCCGACGGACAGACGUACGAGACGGACUACAACUCCUCGGGAGACGAGCUGGACGACGACGACUAUGACAGCGAGUUCCCCCGCAUCACCAACAACGACACUCGCAUUGCGUACAAGCAGGAGUUUGACCGCGACCACCUGGAAUACAAGGACCUCCAGGCCGAGUUGGACAGCGUCAACAGGAAGCUGUCGGACGUGGACAAGGAGCUGGACGACCUGCAGCCUGGCAGCCCCCAGUUUCUGGAUGCACUGGAUGAGUACAACAAGCUGAAGGACUAUAAGAAGUCUGCAGACUACCAGAUGAAGAAGCGGAGGUCUAAGUAUCUGAAGGGGAAGCUGAACCACAUCAAGAGGAUGGUGAGCGACUACGACCGUGCCUGAACAGAGCCCCUCUCCUCCCUCCACCUGUCCCGCCCUUGUGGUGCUCUCCUCCCAGCCAGGAGCCUCUCUCUCUGCUGUGCUCUGUCCCUUUUGAUCUCUAAGCUGGCAAUCAACCAACCACGCAGAGUUUUGAGCCAAUUUUAAAAAGCCAACGAACAGGAAGCUGUUGGCUAAGCUGGAUGACUUUUACCUGAUGGACGCUGCGGGGAAUGUGUCCUCACUAUACACAUGUUGAUUUUACUCUUAACUUACUGUAUUUUUUUUAUUUUUUGUGAUAAUCUUUUAAGAUGUGCUCAGCCAGCGUCCUGGUCGAGUGCAAAACAUGUAAAUAUUUGGGAAGCAUUUUUUAUGUCAUUGUCGUGUCGUCAUAUGAGAUGUUUUUAUGGUACAUGAGAAAAGUCAACCUCGGCUCUUAAUAGUUUUUAAACUUCUUUUAUGAUGUGUUAUGUCUUUUUUUAAUUAUAAUAAAUAAUGAAAGGACAUUGUUGUGGACAUGUUUUAAGGUGUUUUGUUUCAUCUGCUUAGUCAUACUACACUCAAAACACUUUCUUUUUGUGGUGGAUUGUGGCUUUCCAACAUUCUUGUUGACUUCUAGUUUGGGCACAAUCUAGCAGCUGAAGCUGACGUUGGGGAAGUUAUUUCUACUAGUUGGAGCAAACCAACACACUAAAGCAGCAGAAGCAAGUUAUUUAGCCCAAGGUACGCCCAGCUUUUGUUUUCUAAACUGCUAUAAUUUCCCAUGCUUUAAUUGAUGGACAACAUAAUCUAAAAACUUUAAGGUUAAGAUGUGAAUACUGUUGCAUUCAUCUCAAGUAGGACCUUGUUUCUGAAGAUGCUGGUAUGGGUUAAAGAUCCAUUCAGAAUCAAUGUACACCAAGCUUUGCCCAUACUUCGGAAGUAAAGAGAUGGAAAAAGCAUCUAAGGACGUAAUAUAAGCAGUACAUAUCACAGAUGGAAGUAUCCACUACACACCUACUAUGUGAUUGGUCAGCCGCUUGGCUAUGAAGCCAGGAGGGAAAUAGACCCCGCCCAUUAAAUCAGCAUAAAGGAAUAGAAGGAAAUAGACUUAAAAUUGCAAUGGAUUUCAUAAAAAAUGCUUAAUUCAAAGCUUGAUAACCCUUAAUAUCAUAAUUGUAAUUACAUGAUGGAUUUCUGUUGUCCAUCACUUUAAGUUAAAACAUCAACCAAGUUGCGUUUCGUCUUGGGGCCUUCGUGGCUGAACAUCCAGUCGAUAUCAAACUCUGUUUCGUUCUAAUUCGAUAGAG